Messenger RNA from Cooperia oncophora, 426 nucleotides. The record is from the annotation of a GenBank genome assembly. NCBI's taxonomy places the organism in Eukaryota, Metazoa, Nematoda, Chromadorea, Rhabditida, Trichostrongylidae.
GACAAAACGAAAACGUCGGAGGAAAGUAACCAUAACAGCCAGCCAGUUCACAGUGGGUCUGAAGCCUCGACUGUACACGAUGAGGGAACAUCUUCGGAGAACAUCACUUAUUGUGUCUGCCAGCCCAGUGACCAACCUGAGGUUAUAUUGAUCGCAGACCUCCGCGAAAACAAUGCAAAUUUUCGUGGAAAUACCGUGGUCGAGUGUCUAACCAAAUCUAGCCAUCGGGUGGAAGUGCGAUCUCUAUCAGUUGGUGACUACGUAUGGGUCGCCCGUAAGAUUGAUGGCACUGAGAUUAUCCUUGAUUGGGUUGUUGAACGAAAAACAUGGAGUGAUCUUCAUCAAAGCAUCAGAUCGGUAUGGUUCAAGUUUUGCACGAAAAGUGUCCAGAAAAAAUGUAUAGAAAAGAAUAAAAUAUUCAAGUAG